Messenger RNA from Anopheles coustani, 1786 nucleotides. RefSeq names its product multivesicular body subunit 12B (gene Mvb12). The transcript is spliced from 6 exons. The record is from RefSeq and is a predicted model, not a curated record. NCBI's taxonomy places the organism in Eukaryota, Metazoa, Arthropoda, Insecta, Diptera, Culicidae. Gene Ontology annotation, biological process: viral budding; endosome to lysosome transport via multivesicular body sorting pathway; regulation of epidermal growth factor receptor signaling pathway. The coding region runs from base 284 to 1177 and encodes 297 amino acids. Gene Ontology annotation, cellular component: ESCRT I complex; cytosol.
UGUUGUUUUCAUUCUUUCUUUGUUAUUUUAUUUUCAAAAAAACAAGAAUAACUCGCUUUUAACAUAAAAUGAGAAUCAUUAUUAGGCGACUGCAUUGGCGUAGUUCAUUCCUCUUUUAAUAAAGAAUUUUUAACUGGAGUCCUUUUAUAGAGUGGUGUUAACUCAAAUUUGUCAUUAUUGUUGAUAAUGAAUCAUCACACAUUGAUCGAAACACAAGAAAAGACAGUUUGUUCGAGGUGUUUCUAUAUCCAGCAAUAAUCGCUAAUCAACAAUAAUAAGCACAAUGAAGUCGACCACACAACAGCAGAAAAAUAUUCUCAACACUGUGAUCGGUGCAUUGCCCGAUAAUCGGCCAAUAACAUCGCUUCAGCUAGUGGAAGAGUUUGAAAAAUGUCCUCCAAACUUCCAACCUAUCAACAAAACUUAUGAUCAAGAUCAGGAUGCAGACUUAUGGCGCGAGAAAAUGCUUAUUGGAAAGCGAACGACACGCUACCUUUGCCAAUCAAAGACUGAAGGUCUCCCGGACUACAUCGUAGAGACAUUACGCAUCAUAAAUGACAAAGAAGUUACUCCAGACGGAUUCUCGCAGCUUACGCGAACAGCUGAUACGGAACAGAAAGCAUGGCGCAAGAAGCAAAUCGUGUAUCGACUAACUAAAAAAGGCUCUGCCAAGCAAGCCGUUACGGACAUCAUUUUAUGUUCAAGGCUACGUCAAGCGCCGGAAGGGUUUACUUUGGCCGGCGAUUUAAAUGGCAUUUUGGUGUGCUUUAAAACAUGCCCUGUGCCGCACAGACCUCCGCCGAGCGUGCCGUCUAAGCAAGCUAUAACAGAGCUUGAAAAAACUAUAGAGAAUUUAAAGCUUCAAGCAAACCCAACUAACAACAAUUCAGAAUCUCAGGACUACGAAUACGUCCAAUUACGUCCUUCGUAUCAGCUUUCACCAAAACGAGCUGCACCAAGACACCCUAUGUAUUCGACCGGAACUCUCAAUAUACAUACUGAUGUGGAAGGUGUUCCAUUCGUCCUUAAUCCGGCUUUGAAGCAUAAUACCGCGGCACUGCCCGUAUUUUACAAAGCAAUCAGUGUGAACAUGGAAUAUGACUUUCAUUUAGAGAGACAGGUGCUAUGCACAACAAAAACCUCAAAUGCUCAAAACACAAACCCGUUCUUCCAGUGAUUCCUGUCGUGCUCAACACAAUAAGUUCUGUUAGUUUGCUUUACACUCCCGAACAACAAGCUGCUUUCAGCAUAUUUACUUUACAAACAAAUGUUCUUCUUUGUUGCCGUAAAUACUAUCUUCGGUCCUGUCUGUCCGAUUGAGGGCUUAAUAGAUUUGUUUCCCUUCUUCUCAAACCCAUGCUGUCGAGGUGAUAAGUCCAGCACGACAAACAAAUCUUUCUAUCGAAUAAUGAAACUCCAUUACAGUCGCUCGUAGUGACAACAAAAUGCCAUUGUAGCUUGCCUUCUAUUGUAACUGGAACUAUGAAAAUUGUACAUAUUCAAAGGCUUUUGUUUAGUUAAACCGGUAAAGUUGAAGAAGGAAAUCAAUUGUGAACAAAAAGUUAUAAUAACAAUACAUACCCCGUAGGCAAGCAGGAAUUUACACAAACACAAGUAUUAGCACACCGGUUUGGAAAAUCAAAUGCUCUCAAAUAUUUGUAACCACAAAAAGGCGAAACAAAACACUUAGUCAUACAUAUAUAUUCUAUUGAGUUCUUCCUGUAGCCUGUUUUGAUAAUGCGAAUGCAGUGAUCAUGAAACAAUGUAUUUUAGAAAAAUAUCGAAA